ACUGCGGGGGCCAAGCGGGGCCAGCGGAGCAGCGCGAUGGCUCCAGCGCUGGGGCUGGGGGCGCUCCUGGCGCUCCUGGCGCUGCCGGGGGGCUCGGGGGGGCAGCCCAAGGUUCUCCACUCCCUGCGUUACCUGCAUGUGGCAGUGACGGAGCCCAGCCCGGGGGUCCCUCAGUUCAUGGCCCUGGGAUACAUGGACGGGAUCCCCAUCACACGCUACGACAGCGAGCGGGGCCGGGUGGAGCCGCUGACGCCGUGGAUGGCGGCUGGACCUGAGCCGGGAUAUUGGGAUGGAGAGACCCAGAUCAAUGAGGGGAACCGGCUCGUGGCUGCCAACAACCUGGAGACAGUGGGGGCCCGGUACAACUGGAGUGGGGGUCUCCACACAAUGCAAUGGGUUUCUGGCUGUGACCUCCUGUCCGACGGGAGCGUCCGUGGAUCCUAUCGGGACGGCUACGACAGGCGGGAUUUCAUCUCCUUCGAACUGGGAUCCAGGAGCUUCGUGGCGGCCGAUGGAGCUGCCCAGAUCACCAAGAGGAAAUGGGAAUCUGAUGGGAUCGCGGUGGACCAUUUGACCAAUUACCUGGGGAACAGCUGUCCAGAAUGGAUCCGGAAAUAUGUUGGAUAUGGGCAGGAGGCGCUGGAGCACAGAGAGCCCCCUGAUGUCCACGUGUCUGGGAAAGAGGAACACGGGAUCCUGACGUUGUCCUGCCACGCGUACGGAUUCUACCCCAGGAUCAUCGGGAUCAACUGGAUGAAGGGGGAUGAAAUCCGGGAUCAGGAGACGGAGUGGGGCGGGAUCGUUCCCAACAGCGAUGGCACCUUCCACAGCUGGGCCAGGAUCGAGGCGCUGCCGGGGGAGCGGGAGCAGUACCGGUGCCGGGUGGAGCACGCCGGAAUGCCGGAGCCCGGGAUCUUCACCUGGGAGCCGGAAUCCGUCUGGAAUUCCACCCUGGUGUUGGUCACUGUGUCCGUCAUCGCUGCCAUCGUCAUCAUCGGCUUCAUCGCAGUCGUUGUCUGGAAGCUCCAAGCCGGUAACUCACGGGAUGGGGGUCGGGAAGGGGCCCGGAUCCGCCCGGCAGCAUUCCGGGGAUCCUGUGCCACAGGGCUGCACCGAGGGCAGGGCGAGGUGAGAAUAGAAUUAAAUGUAGAAAAUAAAAGGAAGAGAAUAAAGAGCCGCUCCAAGGGGGUCCCGCCGCCCCGUAUUGAGAAGAGCCGCACCGAGGGACCGGCGGGGCGGCACCGGGCAGACCGGACGAUAUUCGGUGUCCCCGAAAAAGUCAUCCUCUAUAGAACCCCGUGGCAGCCCCUGACCGGGCUGUAA
This is a messenger RNA of Empidonax traillii (willow flycatcher), 1323 nucleotides long. RefSeq names its product class I histocompatibility antigen, F10 alpha chain-like. The coding region runs from base 37 to 1323 and encodes 428 amino acids. The record is from RefSeq and is a predicted model, not a curated record. The transcript is spliced from 6 exons. Gene Ontology annotation, cellular component: external side of plasma membrane. Gene Ontology annotation, biological process: immune response. Lineage: Eukaryota; Metazoa; Chordata; Aves; Passeriformes; Tyrannidae.